Messenger RNA from Physella acuta, 9783 nucleotides. Its product is annotated as histone acetyltransferase p300. Lineage: Eukaryota; Metazoa; Mollusca; Gastropoda; Physidae. Gene Ontology annotation, biological process: positive regulation of transcription by RNA polymerase II. Gene Ontology annotation, molecular function: histone acetyltransferase activity; transcription coactivator activity; zinc ion binding. Gene Ontology annotation, cellular component: histone acetyltransferase complex; transcription regulator complex. The record is from RefSeq and is a predicted model, not a curated record.
UUCAUCAACAGCCGCCAUGUUUGUUGGUUGUGAACGGAUGAAUUUGGGAAAAUUUUGUGUUUUAGUUCUUAUCUAAAAUUAACAUUUGAUAAAAGGCACCGGUAAGGUUGUUCCUUUAGUGUUUGUCUAAAGUUUUAAAUGGUUAAAAGGUGACUUUUGUGGUUUUAAAAUAAAAUAAUUGUGAUUCAUCGAAAUUGUCACUGCCGCGGCGCUUUGUGGCAUCGGCUGGUGAUUGGAUCGGAGGUCGACGUGAAGUCGGCGGUGUCCGUCAUCAUGUUGCAAAAAUAAAUUUCUUACUUCUUCAUUGAUUGCAUAUAUUGUAAUUAUGGUUGACAGUGUUUAUUUGGACUUUAUUUCGACCAAACGUGUAACUCAAUAAUGCUAUGGGUGAAACGAUAUUAUACGGUUAUUGAAAUCUUUUUAGUGCUGUGUUGAUGUAAACAUGGCCGACGACCAAAAUGGCCCUCCGGCCAACAAGAAACCCAGAAUAGGAUCGCCUUCACUCAACACCCCAAGUGAUAACAAUGAAUUCAAUUUCAAUCUCAACUUCAACAGUCUAGUCAACGAACUUCCAGAUGACCUCGAUGUACUACAGGGAACAUCAAAUGAUGUUCAACAAUCUCAAAGUAGCCAAGACACAGGCAUGGGGGGCUCUCUGUCUCAGCUGCUAUCGAGAUCAACUCCCAAUUCCCAGGCCUCCAUGGCAAUGUCACUCAACAGUGUUGGAGGUGUUCAGGCGAACAGGGGGCCUGGAAUGGGUGGGAUGAUGAAUAUGGGAAUGAGCAAAAAUUCUAUGACUAAUAAUUUAGUCCCUACCUUGGCUAAUGCUAACAAAGUUGCCACUUCAUCACAUAUAGGAAUGAAUGAUCUGGUCAGCAGUGCAUCGUUUACUAUUGGUACCAAUGCUGUUAUGAUGGGUGGUGUAACUAACACUAUGAGUAUGAAACCAAUGGGAACACAACAGAUGAUUGGUAGUGUUGGUAGUUUAAACAUGGGUCAGCAAAUGCAAAAUCAAAUGAUGAAUGGACCUUCCAGUUUUUCAUCGAACAUGGGACAAAUGCGAAACAUGCCAAGUAAUGUUAAUCCCUCAGCAUCUAUACCAAUGUCACAAACAGGAAUGAUGUCAAAUCCAGGAAUGCAAACCAUGCAAGGACACCAGGGUCUUCCUGGUCAUCCAAACAUGAAUAUGGCUCAGAAUCCAGGACAGAUGGUUAGGCCUGGUCAACCUACUGGAAGCGGAACAGCAGGUCCCCGACAGACAUCUGCUGAUCCUGAUAAAAGUAAACUUAUUCAACAACAGUUGGUUCUUUUGUUGCAUGCUCAUAAAUGUCAAAGACGUGAGCAGGCAAAUGGGGAUCAAGAUUGCAAGUUACCUUAUUGUCGCACAAUGAAAAAUGUACUCAAUCAUAUGACUACUUGUAAUAAAGGAAAAUCCUGUGAAGUUGCUCAUUGUGCGUCUUCUCGGCAAAUAAUUACUCACUGGAAAAACUGCACUCGUGCGGAUUGUCCUGUAUGCUUACCGCUAAAGAUUGCAGAUAAGCGUAACACUUCUGGUCAAAAUGUUAAUCAAAAUUCACCAAUGACUGCACCCAAUUCUCAACCGUCUGGUGUUACUGAUCAGGCAACAAUGAAACGAGCUUUUGAAUCAUUAGGUCUUCAGUAUAAUCAACCAACAACUCAUAAUGCUCUCACUCAUCCACAUCAACAAAUGAAUACCAUGCCCAAUGAUGGCCAAAUGAACAAACCUACUUUGCCAAAUCAGCAAGUGCCAAAAGUUCUCCCAAAUCAAACCCAGAGUAGUCAUAUGGGUAACCUGCUAAGUAACAUGCCAGUUCCUCAGGUACCUCAACCAAUACAGCCCCAGAGUGGAAGUCAGUUGGCAACUUCUACUGCUCAGGCUGCUGCCAUGGGAAAUGCACCUGAUAUUGUCAAGUCAAUACCUCCUAGUAAUAGAAAAGAUUGGCAUGCACAAGUCACACAAGAUCUAAGAAAUCAUUUGGUUCAUAAAUUGGUGCAAGCCAUCUUUCCAACACCAGAUCCAGCUGCAUUAAGAGACAGCAGAAUGAAAAAUCUUGUUGCUUAUGCAAGGAAAGUAGAAGGUGAUAUGUAUGAAACUGCAAAUAAUAGGGGGGAAUAUUACCAUCUUUUGGCUGAGAAAAUAUACAAGAUUCAGAAAGAGCUAGAAGAAAAGAGGAUCCAGAGAAUGCGAGGAGUACAGAAUGCCCCAAAUGCUGCUGUUCCUGGUAUGCCAGGACAAAUUAGACCUGGUCUACAAAAUGGUCCCAACAACUCUCAGCUUACAAAUAGCUUAUUUAAUGAUAUGAAUAGUAUGCAACAACCUCAACCACCAAACCAAGGAAUGCCAAUGCAAAUGAAGUGGAACCAGAAUAUGCGAUCUACACCACCUCCACUUGGCCAGAAUCCAGGUGUAACCACCUCAAUUCCAAUGACACAGAAUGCUGCAUUAGCUGAAUCCCAGCAGCAAUUUGAUGCGCUGGUCAAAAGUCGUCAACCUCAAAAUACAAAUAGACUUUUAAUAGCUGGUCCGCCUCCAGUGUCAUCCACACACCCAUCACCUCAACAGUUAUUACACCAGCAGCUCAACUCACAGCAAGUUGUCCAGUCUCAGCAAUCCAUUGUUCAAAAUCACAUGAACACAUCCUUGGCUGAUAAUAUAAUGGGUGGAAACCAGCGGCUAGGUAAUGUUCCAUCUACUGUGGGCAGUGCUUUAGACAGUAUUGGAACAAAUAAUGUACAUGUUACAAGCUCGCAACAGAAUCUUCUUGCACAGUUAGCAGGACCUGUUGCUUCCACGAACAUGAACCAGUCACAACAUAUUUCCAUAGCUCGGCCACCUCAACAAAAUGGCCAAGUGUCAUCAAAAGAUAUAAAUAAUGAUCGUUCACAACUAACAGAUGAUAUUAACAAACCCGAUUCUGUGGUGAAAGAUUCCAAUUUAUCAGAAAACAAUCACAAUCUUUCUAGUCUGUUAUCAGCUGCAUCUCCUUCAACCAUGUCCCUAACUAUAACUCCACCAAUUUUACCACAAAUCACUUCCUCGGCAACUGUGUCUUCCAUGCUUAAUUCAACAACGCCAAAGACCGAAGUAAAAACUGAACCUUCAGCAGAUAUUAAAUCAGAAAAUGACAUUAAAGAAGAAAAAAUGGAGGUUAAGUCUGAAGCUGAUUGCAAACCAGACAUUCAGUCAGUGAAAGAUGAAAAUGAUACAUCCAGUCCUAAGUUGGAUAAUAUGGAUGAAAAUUCACAAGCAAGUGAAGACAAACCUCUCUCUGUUGGAGAUUCAUCAAACAAUACAUCUGCAGGAACUCCUAAACCAAGAUGCAAAAAAGUAUUUAACCCUGAUGAGUUGCGACAAGCUCUAAUGCCAACCUUGGAAAAAUUAGUCAAGCAAGACCCAGAAUCUCUACCUUUUAGGCAGCCUGUUGAUCCAGUUAUUCUACAUAUUCCAGACUACUUUGAAAUUGUUAAAAAACCUAUGGAUUUAUCAACCAUCAGAAGAAAGUUAGAUUCAGGGAUGUAUAAAGACCCAUGGGAAUAUGUUGAUGAUGUAUGGCUCAUGUUUGAUAAUGCAUGGCUUUAUAACAGAAAAACGUCAAGGGUCUACAAAUAUGCAUCCAAGUUGUCUGAAGUGUUCGAAGCUGAAAUAGAUAGUGUAAUGCAGUCAUUAGGCUAUUGUUGUGGCCGUAAAUAUGUAUUCUGUCCACAAGUGUUAUGUUGCUAUGGCAAGCAGCUUUGUACAAUCCCCAGAGACUCAAUGUACUAUAGUUACCAAAAUAGAUAUGUCUACUGUGAAAAAUGUUUCAAUGAAAUCCAAACAGAGGAGGUGGAAUUAACUGAAGAUCCAUCCCAACCAGCAGCAACUGAUGGAGACACGCUAACAAACUUCUUAAAAAUGACGUGUCAGAGCACCAACAAAGAAAGGAAAAUGCGAAAAGACGUUUUUUCUCUUUACAGGAAAAUCCGUAAGGACCAAUUUGAGAAAGUGAAAAAUGACCAGUUAGACUAUGAGCCAUUUGUUGACUGUUUGGAGUGUGGUAGGAGGUGGCACCAGAUAUGUGCAUUAUGGUUUGAAUCAAUAUGGCGAGAAGGAUGGACGUGUGAUGCGUGUCACAAAGCUAAAGGAACUAAACGUAAAGAAAAUAAAUUUACUGCAAAAAAAUUGCCAACUACAAAAUUGGGUACAUAUCUUGAGAAUAGGAUUAACAACUUUUUAAGGAAAAAGGACACUCAAGCUGGAGAAGUAACUAUUCGUGUUCUUUCAAGUUAUGACAAAGUAACAGAAGUGAAGCCAUUAAUGAAAAAGAGGUUUGGGGAUGAAAUUCCAGAAUCAUAUCCAUAUCGCGCCAAAGCUAUGUUCGCUUUUGAAGAAAUUGAUGGAGUAGAUGUAUGUUUCUUUGGAAUGCAUGUACAAGAAUAUGGAUCAUCAUGUCCUAUGCCAAAUACCAGACGAGUUUACAUCUCUUACCUGGAUAGUGUUCAUUUCUUCCGGCCACGACACCUUAGAACAGCUGUUUAUCAUGAACUGUUGAUUGGUUACCUUGACUAUGCUAAACAAUUAGGAUAUACAACAGCACAUAUUUGGGCUUGUCCACCCAGUGAAGGAGAUGAUUACAUUUUUCAUUGUCACCCUCCAGAGCAAAAAAUACCAAAGCCUAAAAGAUUGCAAGACUGGUAUAAGAAAAUGUUGGAUAAGGCAAUCAUUGAUCGUGUUGUUGUUGAUUACAAGGACAUCUUUAAAGAUGCCAUUGAUAGCGGUUUAAGCACAGCUAAAGAUAUGGCUUACUUUGAAGGAGACUUUUGGCCAAAUGUAAUUGAAGAUAGUAUAAAAGAACUGGAUCAAGAAGAAGAAGAGAAAAGAAAGAGAGAAGAAGCAGAGGCAGCUGAAGCAGAAGCUCAAGAAGCUCAAGUUGAAGAGACGAAUGAUAUGUGUCAAACAAAUAUACAGGAUGUCUCUGGAAAAAAGAAAGGCGAAAAGAAAGGCCAAAGAAGCAAAAAAGCAAACAAGAGUAAGGGUGGAGCUAGGAAAAACAAUCGUAAAACAAAUCUACCACAGGGUACAAAUGAUUUGACAGCUAAGCUCUACAACCAUAUGGAGAAACAUAAAGAGGUAUUUUUUGUGAUUCGCUUGCACAACCAGCAAAUAGCUGCUUCACUACCACCAAUCACAGAGCCAGAUCCAGCUAUGAGUUGUGAUUUGAUGGACGGUCGUGAUGCUUUUCUUACCACUGCAAGAGAAAAGCAUUAUGAAUUUUCCUCCCUAAGAAGAGCUAAACUCUCAUCUGUAGCUCUUUUGUACGAGUUACACAAUCAAGGAAAAGAUGCUUUUGUCUAUACUUGUAACAGUUGUAAAGCAGCUGUUGAGACUCGCUACCACUGUAAUACUUGUGAUGAUUUUGAUCUUUGUAUUCCCUGCUACAAGAAAGAAAGCCAUAAUCAUGAAAUGACAAAACUUGGUUUGGGACUUGAUGAAAUCGCAAGUACAGAUAAAGAAGAAAAUCCCCAAGAAUCUCGUAGAAAAUCAAUCCAGCGGUGCAUCACUUCUUUGGUGCAUGCCUGUCAGUGCAAGAAUGCAAAUUGCCGUAUCAAUUCUUGUAUCAAAAUGAAACGUGUUGUUUCCCAUACUAUGAGUUGCAGACGCAAAACAAACAAUGGUUGUCCAAUUUGUAAGCAGCUGAUAGCUCUGUGCUGUUAUCAUGCCAAACACUGUACUGAAGCCAAGUGUCCUGUGCCAUUCUGUCCACAACUCAAGCACAAACUACGCCAGAAACAACUUCUCACUAAUCUUCACCAGGCACAAAUGCUUAGGCGAAGAGUUGCUAUAAUGACAGGAAAUACAAAUACCAGCUCUAGCAAUGGACCACCCAGUGUGCUACCGCAAGAUACUUCACCCCAACCAUCUGCAUCAACAUCCUACCCUGGAGGAAGUGUUGGAAAAGCACCUGGCGGCCCUCCAAGAGCUGCCAUAAUUGCUGCCCAAGAAGCUCAAGUUCAAGCAGAAGCACAGAGGCAAAGUUCUGCUGUAACCGGAAUAAGUUCUAUUGGUAAACCUUCCAUGCAACAGCCUGUAAGACCCCAACCUCCUCCAAUUGUGCCUAAUGUAGGUGGCAAACCAAUCAGUGUUGCUCAGAGACAGGCAUGGCCUCCACCUUACCAGCAACCACAGGUGAGGCCAGGUCUAAAUCCUGGUGUUAGACCUACUGGCAUGCCUCUUCCACAGCCACAGCUGCCACCUCAACAAGCUGCUGUUCCGACCAUGGUACCCAGUGGAGCUAACGCAGCACCCGGCCCAGCUGGUGCAGGGGUUGGUGGAUCUAUUACACCAGCUGUUCAUAACAUGUUACAAGCUUUUAAGAACCAAAACUUUUCCCAAGCUGAAUGGGUGGCAGUAUUAAAAAAGAAUCCUCAACUGAUGGCCCAAGUCCUUAAACUCAAAAACCAAAAAGUUCAACAACAACAACAGCAGCAGCAGCAACAACAACAGCAGCAGCAGCAGCAACAACAAACCCAACAAAUGCAUGGUAUGCCUAACAUGGGUCAACCUAUGCCACAACAAGUUACUGGCCAGAUGCAACAACAGCAGCAGCAAAUGCGCACUCAAAUGAAUCUAAUGCAACAACAGCAGUAUCGUCAUCAACUACAACAACAACAACAGCAACAAACAUCUCAAAUUAAUCAGUUUGCUCAGCCUCAGCAACCAUUUGUUCAACGACCUAGAAUGAGCUUCCAACAAUCAUUUCAAAAUGACACAGGACACAUGCAUCAGUUCCAGCAACAACACAUGAUGCAUCACCAAGCCCAACUGAAGCAGCAGAUGGCUGGUGGGCAACCCAUGAGUCCUCAGUACAUGCUGUCUCAGCAAGCAAAUCCUUCACCCCAACAAAUGCUCCAGCAAGUACGCUCCCCUCCUGCCAGUGCUGCUGGUCUCCCACAAACAGUUCUUUCCUCUCCUCAGUCAUCAGCUUCUGCCUCCCCAAGGUUACCCAACUCUUCUCCUCGCCCUCAUCAUCAGUCCCCUCAUCACAAUAUGGUCAAUAACCAGUCACCUCUUCAUGGAAUGGGUGUUGGGCAGGAUACCUCACAAAUGACCAAUGAUCAUGUUAUGCUUUCUUCUUUACAAACUCAUAAUUCCAUGUCACAGAUGACAAGUUCAGAUGUGAAUAUGGGGCAACAAGACAAUGAGGUGGCACCACUUACACCUCAGGACCAAUUAGCUCAUUAUGUGAACCAAAUUUAGUGCUUUUUCUCCCUUAUUUUAGUGUGAAUAUCCAUCAGUUAACUUAUCAAAAGAACAUUUUUGUAUUUGUUUCAUGUACAAAAAAAUGAUCUUUUCUUUGAACAAAUGUGAUCGAUGUUGUUUCCAUUCAGAGUUGUUUUAUAUUUUUUACAAAAAAAUCAUCAAUUAUGUAUUUGUUGGCUGACAUUAGUGUUGCUGUAAAUUUUAUGAGAUCAGAAAGUUUAAAAAAAAACCAACUUGAUUUGAAAUUUAAAACCAUUUUGUUUGUAAAUACAUAAAUUUCUAUGUACAGUUAUGACUUAGAAACAUACCAUUAUUACAUAUGCUAAUUUAUGCCCUCCUUUUUUUUAAAAACUUCAUUUUACUUUUUUUGUCAUAAAAACAUUGCUAACAGCUAUUUGAAACAGAUCUUACCAAAUAUUGUAAACUUUACAGAGAUGGGUUUUUCUGUGAUUAUUCAUACGGAGUAUAAAAACAUUGUUUGAUGCAGUAAUUGUUAGCCCUCGGCUGGCCUGAGCUUGAACGUUUGCAUGGCUACAGGUGGCACUUACAUAAUAUCUGGUGAAGUUCCUUCAUAAGUGUUUCAAAAUGUAUUUAAAAACAUUGUACAUUUUUGUAUAAUUCUAGAACUACAGAAGUAUUUCUUCAGAUUUCUACACACUGCCAUUAAAUUUUUAUCACUUCAGUUUGCUACACUAUUUUACUUUUCAAUGUAAAAUGAAAUAAACCAGUGAUUGGUUAGAAAAUAGAUUUCUUUUAUAGUUUGUAAAUAUGGGUGUAAAAAAGUGUUUGAAACUUGCUGGACACAGUAUUCUAAACAGUGUUCACUUUGCAAGCUUCCUCAUUACUUAAUAACUUGUCAUAGUAUAAAUUUCCACUCAGGCAUCAAAUAUAUACAUUUUUGACAAACUGGAUUGUUGUGAUGUUAAAUUAUAGUUUUACUCCCCCAUUCAACUGUAAUUUAGACAAAGCAACACUGGUAUAGACAGCAAUGACCACAAUAUGGAGGUAAUUGUAUUUGUAUAUGAAGAAAGGAGCCAUUUUGACAUAACUAUUUUCUAUGCAAAAUCUAUUUCCUAACAUUGGUAAAAUGUGAGUACAAAAUGCUUGUACAAUAAUGAUCUCUUUGUAAAUUAUUUUCAAAUUUCCUAGUAUUUGUUGACUUGGUAAUUUUAAACACGUAAUGCUUCAUUUUAAUUUCUAUAUUUACAAGGUAUUUUUUAAAAUUCAGUUUUUUAGGUACAUGUGAAGAUUUUCAUAACUUGCUUCUAAUAAUUAGCUUACUCCAUUCAGAAGCUGACUGAAAUGUGGUAACAUAACUUUGUAGUUGAAACUUGUGCUGGGCUGUCUAAACAUAUCAAAUAUUCAGAGCAAAAGCUAGAAGCAAGCUGUUCAAAUUUUUAACUAAUUAUUUUCAAUACAACGAUUAUUUUUUUCAAAAAUAAUUACAACAGCAAAAUAUCCUUUAAACAUGUCUCUAAUCGAGGUUUAGUUCCUGGUUCAUCAUCUUUUGUAUGUGUACUGGAAUAUUCCAUAUUUUUAACUGAAGGAGAUUUUGUCAGAAAAAUGAAUUAACAACUUCAAAAACUUGAGUUUGCUGUUCGUAAUCUUAACACCUAUAUUUAAAAUGCAGCAAUGUUUCGUGCCUUACUCUGCUUAGAAGUUAAACAAACUUAAGAUGGUUGUAGAAAAAAAAUGAGUUUUUUUUUGGUUUUCUUUUUUCAAUCUGCUCAUAGUUUCUUCCAAACUUAAAUAGUUAAUCACACUACUUUUGUAGUGUAGUAGCGUAAUUACUUAAACGUGUAGCCAUUGCCCACCAAACAUAACUUAUUCUGUUGUAAUCACUGUGAGUUGUGAAUGUAUGCUCUUUUGUAAUCUUCAUUUUUGUUAACCAUUGAAUCUUGAUUAGGCGACUAGUCAUUGUUUAGACAGUUUUGUCUCUUCAGUUUGUUCCUUUUGUUGUUAGAAAGUUUAACUUUUUGCAUCAGUUAUUACAAGCAAGCUGGAUCUGCUUCAGUUUAUACCUGUUGAAGGCAUGUGCAAUGAUAAUUUGAUUUUAAGCAUAAUACACUCUGCUCUUUUCAAUAUAUCAUUUCCAGCAAAACAGUCUGCAUUCUAUCUUUCAGUGAGAUCACUGUAGUCCAACAGUAAAUACAUCUGUACAUAGUGACAUUUCUUGUUUCCUCCUGCCAGCCGAGGGAGGGAGAGAAUUGUUUGUUUUUGUGAAUGAAUGACACCAUGUAGUAUUUAUUACUGCUAGCUCCAUAAUUCAUUUUAUCAAUGUGUGACUUUGGUGUCAAAAGUGUAAAGAAUGUUCAUAAUUUUUUAUACCAAUAAAACAGCAUUUUUCAAACUAGGCUGGGUGGUUUGUAAAGUGUGAAAGUGGAACUGUACAGAUUGUGUGAAAGUUUUUUUUGUAUGCUUGUUGACGACUGCCUGGCAAUGAUUCAUAUUCUUACUGCGAUACCAGAGUUGAUUCUUUAUUUCAUUUAUGCUGUAUAUAAUAAACCUUGUCAGAACAUUUUCUC